AUGAAGUCUUCCAUCGCAACUUUGCUUGCCACUGCCUCUCUGACCUAUGCUCAGACGGCUACUGAGAAGGAGCCUUCUCUUUCUGCGAUAGAAUCUGCAGCAGCCUCCAUCAAGCCUUACUCUCCAGUUUCGAACGUUGAGGGUGUUGCAUUCAAUCGCUUCUUCCAAGUGUGGCUUGAAAAUAUUGACUACGAGGAUGCUGCGGCAGAUGCGAACAUGAAAUGGCUGGCCUCGCAAGGGAUCCUGCUCACCAAUUUCUACGCAGUCACGCAUCCUUCAGAACCAAACUACUGCGCUGCUGCUGGAGGUGACACAUUCGGCAUGGACAAUGACAACUUCGACCAGAUUCCUGCCAAUGUCUCUACUAUCGCUGAUCUCUUGGACACCAAGAACAUUGUUUGGGGAGAGUAUCAGGAGCACUUACCUUAUCCCGGAUUCCAGGGGUUCAACUAUUCCAACCAGGAGACUUAUGCCAAUGACUAUGUGCGCAAGCAUAAUCCAUUGGUCUUGUAUGAUUCUGUCACCAAGAACAGCACUCGUUUGCGCCAGAUCAAGAACUUUACCAGCUUUGAGGACGACCUGGCCAACAAGAAGCUUCCUCAAUGGGCUUUUAUCACUCCAAACAUGACUAAUGACGCCCAUGACACCAACAUUACCUUUGGAGCCAAAUGGGAGCGAAGCUGGAUUGCUCCCUUGCUUAACAACUCAUACUUCAUGAAUGACACCCUGAUCCUGCUUACCUUCGAUGAGGAUGACACUUAUCCUAAGGGCAACAAGAUCUUCAGUGUUCUUCUUGGUGGUGCCAUUCCCGACGAGCUGAAGGGUACUCAGGAUGAUACUUUCUAUACUCACUACUCAGUCAUUGCUUCUGUGUCCGCGAAUUGGGGCCUUCCUUCUUUGGGAAGAUGGGAUUGCGGCGCGAACAUCCUUGAGAUCGUGGCAAAUAAGACGGGAUAUGUCAACUACGACGUUGACACAACCAAUCUCCGUCUCAACGAGACCUACCCUGGUCCCAUGUCAGCGGGCGAAUACUCGAAAUACUCCCCUGUCUGGCCGAAUGCCUUGACCACUGGCAACUGCUCUGCUGGCCACGGCAUUUUGGACAUUGUCAAGGAGACCUACGCCAACACGAAGCCAACAUACAACUACACGAGCCCCUUCCCCUAUGACACUGCGAGUGGCUACAACACCAAGGUGACUGCCACCAAAAAGAAUGCCACCGGUACCCAUAAUGGUACUCCUUCCUCCUCUCCAUCAGCUAGCUCCAACGCCGCUGUUUCUGCUGUCGCUCCUGCAGCCGGUGUCUCUGGUCUCCUCUUGGGACUUGCUCUGAGCCUGCUUUAA
This is a messenger RNA of Aspergillus udagawae, 1344 nucleotides long. RefSeq names its product acid phosphatase PHOa. Gene Ontology annotation, biological process: phospholipid catabolic process. The transcript is spliced from 3 exons. Gene Ontology annotation, molecular function: hydrolase activity, acting on ester bonds. Bases 1 to 1344 code for a protein of 447 amino acids. Lineage: Eukaryota; Fungi; Ascomycota; Eurotiomycetes; Eurotiales; Aspergillaceae. The record is from RefSeq and is a predicted model, not a curated record.